ACAAAACACUAAACGGCGCCGUUACAUGUGUCUUCUUCUUCAGUAAAAAAAAAAAACUUGUGUUCUUCAAACUGCUGAAAGGUUUCAACUUUGAACACAAGAACGAAACUUCCUCGCUCGUUCUCCUCUACUAGCAUCAUCUGAGAUCCAAAUGAUUUGAUUCUACACCGACGUCCAGAUCACGGAAUCACGUUCAUGAACUUUUAUUAUUAUUCUAUCAAAUUCAAAUCACACUCGACCUUUCCUUCGUCUCUAGCAGAUCAGAGGAAGAAGAUAUAAACUUCAAAGUCGUUGUUUCUCUGAUUUGGUUUCUGCAACUUGCUCGAUUCUUCUUCUCUGACUGACCCUUGUUUGACUUCGAGGUUGCAUUAUCCUUGGUCCAUGUUUUGGUAGCACGAGAGGGUAUGAGUCAUUGUAAAUUGCCGGCUCUAAUCGAAGCACAAGUUGAAAUGGGGUCGGUUAAUGAACUUGAGCACAAGAGUCUAUUUAGAAAAGAAGAAGACGCCACGCAAGCUAAAGCAGCUUCUUUGAUGGAGCAAGGAUCACUUUCUCUGAGUUUCCCUGAACACGCAACCAAGUCGCCAAAGAACAGUGUUCUCAGGAGUAUUAAGAUCGUGAUUUUUUCUAACAAACUCAAUAUGUUGUUACCUUUCGGUCCUCUAGCGAUAUUGGUUCACUACAUGAUAGAUAGUAAGGGGUGGGUGUUCUUGCUGAGCUUAAUAGGCAUUACACCAUUGGCUGAACGUCUAGGAUAUGCCACAGAGCAACUAGCUUUUUACACUGGACCAACUGUUGGAGGACUCCUAAAUGCUACAUUCGGGAAUGUGACAGAACUAAUCAUAUCUAUCUUCGCUUUGAAAAAUGGAAUGAUACGUGUUGUUCAGCUGACUUUACUAGGAUCGAUUCUGUCUAACAUGUUGCUUGUGCUUGGCUGCGCUUUCUUCUGCGGUGGUCUAGUGUUUUACCAGAAAGACCAAGUCUUUGACAAAGGAAUUGCAGUUGUGAACUCAGGAUUGCUUUUGAUGGCUGUAAUGGGGAUACUCUUCCCUGCCGUUCUUCACUACACUCACAGCGAGGUUCAUGCCGGAUCAUCAGAGAUGGCCCUGUCGAGGUUCAGCAGCUGCAUAAUGCUUAUAGCAUAUGCCGCUUAUCUCUUCUUCCAGUUAAAGAGCCAGUCUAAUAAUUCUUAUUGCCCUCUUGAAGAGGAAACAAAUCAGAACGAAGAAGCUUGUGGUGAAGAUGAAGAUCCUGAGAUCUCCAAGUGGGAAGCUAUCAUAUGGCUCUCGAUCUUGACUGCUUGGGUCUCCCUUCUCUCUGGCUAUCUUGUUGAUGCCAUAGAGGGUGCAUCGGUCUCUUGGAACAUACCGAUAGCUUUUAUCAGUGUCAUAUUGCUUCCUAUUGUUGGGAAUGCAGCGGAGCAUGCAGGCGCUAUCAUGUUUGCCAUGAAAGAUAAACUGGAUCUUUCCUUGGGAGUGGCUAUUGGUUCCUCUAUCCAGAUCUCCAUGUUUGUGGUCCCGUUUUGUGUGGUGAUUGGAUGGAUGAUGGGUGAACAGAUGGACCUGAACUUCCAGCUUUUUGAGACAGCGAUGCUGUUCAUCACCGUUAUAGUAGUAGCUUUCUUUCUCCAGGAAGGGACAUCGAAUUACUUCAAAGGGUUGAUGCUCAUUCUUUGUUAUUUGAUAGUAGCUGCCAGUUUCUUUGUACACGAAGAUCCUCAUGAAGAUGCUUUAUAAAUACCGUGGAAGAGAGUCUGUUGUGAAGCAAGGUUGGUCUUAACUAAAAAGCUGAUGAUUUCAUGAACACGAAGAUGUAGAUCUGAUUCUAAUGUGGCUUGUUUCCAUAAACUUGAAUUAAGUUAAACGUUUUGGAAGUUUUGUUGGAAUAAGUAAAGGUUAACUCCUUUUGGCUCCCUCCACAGUAAAAUUAAUAUCCUUAAAGUUACAAGUUUUGUUAAUUUACAAUGGUCUUAUGAAAAGUUUGGAAAUUGAUUCUUUGUGA
Brassica napus (rape) is the source of this 1998-nucleotide messenger RNA. Its product is annotated as vacuolar cation/proton exchanger 2-like. Gene Ontology annotation, biological process: intracellular calcium ion homeostasis; calcium ion transmembrane transport. The transcript has 13 exons. The record is from RefSeq and is a predicted model, not a curated record. Gene Ontology annotation, molecular function: calcium:proton antiporter activity. NCBI's taxonomy places the organism in Eukaryota, Viridiplantae, Streptophyta, Magnoliopsida, Brassicales, Brassicaceae. Gene Ontology annotation, cellular component: plant-type vacuole membrane. The coding region runs from base 405 to 1733 and encodes 442 amino acids.